Molecule: messenger RNA, 2311 nt
Organism: Tribolium castaneum (red flour beetle)
Lineage: Eukaryota; Metazoa; Arthropoda; Insecta; Coleoptera; Tenebrionidae
Gene: EloA
Product: Elongin A
Exons: 5
Coding region: 156-1919 (587 amino acids)
Biological process (GO): transcription elongation by RNA polymerase II
Cellular component (GO): elongin complex; nucleus
Source: RefSeq, a predicted model, not a curated record
GUGACGUUCGUGUCCGUGACAGCUGACUAAAAUUGGAGUGUUUGUGUUGUCCGUAAAAAUAAAAAGCCCGUUAUGGCCGUGAAUUGAGUGCAAUUCUGGGCGAUUUCCUGAAAAAAUCGUUCGUUUCCGUUCAUUUUGCCCUCAAGUUGCUCAAAAUGGGCGAAUCUCACGAAAAUCUGCUCCGUGUCGUGAGACACUGUCAGGAGUCGCUCGACAAAUACACGGAGAACCGAAACGACGGCAAGCUGCUGCACUACAUCGAGAAGUUGUACCGGCUGCCCAUCAAGGUGGUGCAUUUGGAGCAGACGGGGGUCGGGCGCACGGUGAACGGCUUGCGUAAGCUGGGGGGCGAUGUCGGCGACUCCGCCAAGUCUCUGGUGGCAAAGUGGAAGGAAAUGGUGGUGGGGGAGCAGGAGGAGGAGGAGGAGGAGGACGAUGAUGAGGAUGAGGACGACGAGGAUGAAGACGGGUACCAAAGCGGGGAAGAACCGUCGAAUGACAGCGACGAUAAAGACGGCCAUGAGGAAAAAUCAACGCCUUCUAGUCAACACAAACGUGAUAAUGACAGGACUGACGAUAGGGAAAGAGUGAAGAAGAGCAAGUCGGACGGGUCCGAAACGUCGCGGAGACAUCGCCACAACGGGCACGAGAAAAAGGCACACAAACGCAAAAGCGAGGAGUCGAGUAGUGAGGAAGAAACGGCGCGAAAGCGCCCCAAGAAGGAGGAAGAGCGCCAGAAAAGCAGCAAACGUGACGAAGAACGAAGACACAAGGCGGCGAAGAAAGCCAAAGCUGCGGCCCCCGAUUUUGAAGAGAAGAAAGACAGUGGUAGACAUAAAUCAAAGAAGGACGACAGGAAGAGCAAGGAUAAGAAGAUUAAGGAUGAGAAGAGGGAGAAAAGUGAUGAGAAGAAGACCAAAAGUUCGAAGAAGUUGAAUGGGAAUUUGGUUAAUGGGAUUGAUUCGGGAUCGGGGGCUAGUUUUGCGGAGGCUUUGGGCAUGUGUGAGCCUUCGUCGAGUAAGAAUAGUGCGAAGAAGAAAGUGGAGAAGGUGGAGAAAGUGGAGAAGAAGAAGGAAAAGUCAACGGACCAGACGGUCCCCAAACUCCUUAAAGAACCGACCCUGGACCCCAUAGAUCUCAACAUUUCAAGCCUACUGCCUCCAAUCACCCCCAACUACCGCCCCCUCGGCAACUUGCUCCCUUCGGACAGCCACCACAAAAAAUUCAUGUCCGAAUCGGAGGCGCUCACAAGCAUUAUCACCUCGAAAAACCAAAGGACGAAAGUCUAUUCUGGCAAUAAAAUGGGCUGCGGGAAAGUGGCCUCGCUGUUCGAUCUGUGUAUUCGAGUCCUUCAGGAUAAUAUCGAUGCUCUGGAGUACACUGGGGGAGUUCCUUACAACGUCCUUAAGCCGAUUUUGGAAAAAGCCAACCCGAAUCAACUUUAUUUAAUGGAACACCAUAACCCGUAUCUUAUCGAAGACACAGACGAGUUGUGGCAGUUGCAUUGUCAGAAGGACUUUAGAAAUAAAAAGAGAGAGGAGUUGGAGACGUGGCGCGAAAUGUACCUGAGAUGUUUGGAUGAGAGAGACGCCAAACUUAAAGCAUUGACAGCGAAUAUAAAACAAGCGCAAGAUAAGUCGCUUCCGGUCAGGAUGACCAAGCUGGCAUAUGUGGAUGCGGUGGCCAAACCCCCUAGAAAUAUAGCUCGCAAACAAGCAAAAAAUGGGACGGCUUUCGACGUCCGAAAAACCGCUUCAGCAAAACUGAGUUCUCUGGCAACGGCAGGCGAGGCCGGAAAAGUGUCAGUUCCAAACCCCGGAAGUCGAGCCGUUGAAAGACCUUCGGCCCACGCCAAGCCCAAGAAAGCCCCCCUUAUGUUAAAAAGCAUAAGUUCGUUCAAAAACAGGUUCAAGAGAUAACCGAAAGACUGUGUUCGAUUCAGAUUCGAUAUAUUUUGGCUGUAAGUUUUAGAUUAUUUUAUUGAUCAAGUGUUUUAGGUAGUGAUUGGUUUUACUUCAUCGUGGUUUAAGUUUUUGACAGUUUUUGUCAGGUCAUUAUGUGAUUGUAAUUAUUUAUAUUGUAUCAUCUUUUUCCAUUUUACUUCAUUGUGUAUAUUUCAUUUCGUCGAGGUUUUAUUUUUAUUAUUAUUGGUGGCAAAUGUAAUUAUGUAAAUCACGGUUUUAAAAUAGUUGAAAUAUUUUUAUAGAUAAGGCAGGCAUUAAGUAGGUGAUUAAAUAAAAAUCAGGAACGGAUUUUGGAGCACAAUGUUCUUUUUACAAAGAACAGGCAAAUAAACAAUUCCAGUAAGAAA